GAAAAAGAAGAAAAGAACUUUUUUAAAAGGCCUGCUGAAGUAAUGGAUGAACAAAGCUAUGAAGAGUGUAUAAGCCAUUCAGAUGUUGUUAAAGCAAAAAAUAUGAAUCAACUUAACUUUUCUGAGAGCAACAAACAUAAGACUUUUGAUGAUGGCGAUGAUAAUUUUUAUAUGAAUCGGCUUAACCGCUGGCUUAAGGAUCGAUGUUCCAAUCGUCUUGCACACUCCGACGCGGAUUUUCUUUGCAAGGAACAGUUACAUGGUGAGGAACUUUUAGAGGAGGAGUUUUUAGACGGCGGCGAUAAAGACUUUAUAACUGGCGAAUUCAAAGUUCCCGGAAGUAUAUGGAAGCGAUUAUUUAGGCAUCAAAAAGUUUGCGUAAAGUGGCUUUGGGAAUUGUUUCAACAACGUGUUGGAGGGAUAAUUGGGGAUGAAAUGGGACUCGGUAAAACUAUUGAAGUCAUUGCAUUUCUUGCAGCAUUAAAGUACAGCAAAAUUGGUCGCAAAUGGCCGCGCCAUCCUCAUAAAGGCUUUAAUUUGGCCCUUCUGGUGUGCCCCGCGACUAUUAUGACUCAGUGGGUUAAAGAAUUUCACAAGUGGUGGCCUCCCUUUCGCGUUAAGUGAUAAAGAAAGCAAAAAUUUGCAACUUCGAAGGUUUCAAGAAAAAGGCCAC
Molecule: messenger RNA, 673 nt
Organism: Zophobas morio
Lineage: Eukaryota; Metazoa; Arthropoda; Insecta; Coleoptera; Tenebrionidae
Product: DNA excision repair protein ERCC-6-like
Exons: 10
Coding region: 43-624 (193 amino acids)
Biological process (GO): transcription-coupled nucleotide-excision repair
Cellular component (GO): nucleus
Molecular function (GO): ATP-dependent chromatin remodeler activity; ATP binding
Source: RefSeq, a predicted model, not a curated record